AUGCAUCUAUUCCUCAUCCUUGGCACACUUUGGAGUAAUGUGGCCACUGUAGCUGGUCACCGACACUCUGAGCUUCGAGUCGUGACCUCUUCCGGCUUUGUGAACGGAAUAUAUAACGAUUCUGCACAUACUGUACGGGCGUUUCUUGGAGUUCCAUAUGCCGAGCCCCCAGUUCAAGAGCUGCGAUGGGGACCACCACAUCCCAAAUCACCACCCGGCAGACCCAUCGAUGCAUCUUCCUUCAGCAGUCCCUGUCCACAGGUGUAUACGUACUCCAAUGAGUCCAUUUAUAGUGUUCUUCCGUCUAUGAUAUGGAACUCUGGCGACAUUUCUGAAGACUGUCUGUAUAUGAACAUCUGGGCACCUUCUUUCGAACAUCGAGGCUACAGGGGGCUGCGCAGAGCAACAGUCAUGAUGUUCAUCCAUGGCGGAAGCUAUGAUAUAGGAGGUAGUUCGGUUAGUUACUACGAUGGCACGAAUUUAGUACAGAAUCAGGAUGAUCUGAUUGUUGUUACCUUCAAUUAUCGACUCAAUGUCUUUGGAUUUCCUAAUGCACCAGACAUCGACCCGUCUAAGCAAAACCUUGGGAUUUUGGACCAGCGAUUGGCAAUCGAGUGGGUUUAUGAAAAUAUAGCCAGAUUCGGUGGUGAUCCAGAUCGAAUUCUUCUGUUUGGUCAAUCUACUGGGGCUUCCUCAGUUGAUAUCCAUUCAUACGCAUACCCAGACAAUCCUAUCGUUAGCGCACUUGCUCUUCACUCCGGCACUGCUCCAUUACUGACAACAGCUUCCGAUCAUCAAAAUUGGAAUGAGCUGUCUACUGCUAUUGGAUGCGGCGUAGGAGCCGGGUCCUUCCAAUGCAUGAGACAAGCCCCAAUGAUGAAGAUUGUCGAAACAAGGACCAAUGGAAGUUAUAGCUUUUGUCCCAUUGUGGAUAAUGUCCUCGUCUUUUCCGAUUAUUCCGCUAGAGCUAAAAUGGGGAAAUUGGCACAAUUGCCAACAUUAGGAGGGAGUAAUGAGCGUGAAGUCACGGCUUUCUUGCCGUUAAGUCAAACAUCCGUUGAUGAGACAACAAUCUCUAUGCUCAGUCAAAAGAUUUAUAACUGUCCCCUCCGGGAAUCUGUCAGGAUUCGAUUGAGUCAGCACGUGCCAACUUGGAGGUAUCUAUACCAUGGGAACUUUAGCAACGUCAGCCCAACUCCAUGGCUUGGGGCAUACCACGGGUCUGAGGUACCUCUUGUCUUUGGAACCUAUGAUAAGUCCAGGGCGAUCCCUCCGUCUGCCAGGGAAGUCGAAGUCAGUGAAUACAUGCAAGGAGCUUGGGUUGCAUUUGCCAAGGACCCUUGUAUGGGACUGAGCGAGUAUGGAUGGCCACAGUUCAGCUUUGACGAGCCUACCUUGAUCAAUAUCGCACUGAAUAACACGGUCGAGGCAAUAUUUACUUCUGCUAGUCCGUGGGAUACCUCUUGUGAAGCUCCCACUUGA
This is a messenger RNA of Penicillium hordei, 1482 nucleotides long. RefSeq lists its product as uncharacterized. The record is from RefSeq and is a predicted model, not a curated record. Bases 1 to 1482 code for a protein of 493 amino acids. The transcript has 9 exons. Lineage: Eukaryota; Fungi; Ascomycota; Eurotiomycetes; Eurotiales; Aspergillaceae. Gene Ontology annotation, molecular function: carboxylic ester hydrolase activity.